Molecule: messenger RNA, 2073 nt
Organism: Vitrella brassicaformis
Lineage: Eukaryota; Vitrellaceae
Source: the annotation of a GenBank genome assembly
AUGUCACGGCCUUCUGGCGUGCAAGAAAACGCCGAGCACAUGCCUACGACGAGUGACGAAGAGGCAUAUCAAUUGGGCGCUGUUGAGUCGGAAUUGGUUGACGCCAACAUCGAUGCGAUUGAGCUAAGAUCCAUGGCUGCCAGUCCGCUGUUCUAUCUCAAUAAGAUCAAGAAAGCUCAAGACCAAUGUGCCGAGGUCUCGUGCGUCAAGGCAUACCUGAAGGCACAAGAGAGCAAAGCAGCCAACGAAGAGCUCGAUCAGUUGCGCAAUGCCAUUCCCAGGGCGUACUGGCCGAAGCUCGACAGCGUGUGCUUACAUAAUGGGCUUGUAUCGAUCGUGUCGAAGCACCAAGAGCAUGGUCCAGUCCUGCUCGUGCCCACGUCACUGAGGAAAGAGGCGCUGGUACUGCAUCAUGAGCACGUCUGCGGCGGCCACCUGGCAGUCGAGAGGGCAUACAAACGGAUGGCGCAACAAUACUAUUGGCCUGGUAUGUACAUGGACCUUCGGAAGCAUACAGAGGCAUGUCAGAAGUGCCAAGGCAUACGGAACCUGCUGGCAAGCAAGAGAGCGAGCAUCCAGACAGCAUCAGCCGAAUGGCCAUUCCAGAAAGUGGCAAUGGAUUUCAUCGGUCCCCUGCCGACCUCUCUGAGUGGCAAGUCGUUUGCGCUCACCGUCCAGGAUACUUUUACCAAGUGGCCAGAGGUCUUCACGUUUUCGAAGGCACCUGGAACCGGCCCGACUGGCGAGGACGUAGUCGGAGCGCUCAUGGAUGUGAUCUCGAGGCACGGGCACAUCAAUGAAAUAGUCACGGACAAUGGCUCGCACUUUGUCAGUGAUGUGAUGCGCGAAGUAAUGGCCAGGCUGCGCAUCAAGCACACAACAACAUCACCGAUGCAUCCGCAGGCCGAUGGGCUGAUCGAACGCUACAACCGUACCUUGAAGGAUUGGAUGCGCCCAUAUCUCAACAAGGAGCAAAGCAACUGGGACGAUGCAAUUUCCUUGGUCUUGUCCGCGUAUCGUACGACGGAGCAUGAGUCGACAGGAUUCACGCCAUUCAAGAUGCUGUACGGCCGAGAAGCGGUGCAUCCGAGCAGCACGGCAAGGCUUGUCGCGAGGAAUGCAGAGCCAAUCGACAUCGAGGAAGCCGUCAAGCUGAUACAAGAGGGUCUUCGAGUGGUUCAUGAGAUAGCUUCUGAGACGAUGAGCAAGAAGAAGAAGCAGGCUGCUGAGCGCGAGAAGGAUUUGCCUGCACCAAGGCAAUUCAAGGAAGGAGACAGAGUGCGCAUAUACAAUGACCAAGUGCAUAAGGGUCUCAGCAGGAAGCUGGCCUCACCUUGGCGGACAGUCGGCAUCGUUCAGGAGAAGAAAGGACCAGUCACCUACAAGGUCCGUGUGUGUGGCGAUCAAAAGGCGAGGACCAUCAAUGUCGAUCGGCUGAAGAGAGCACCACCACCAGGAGACGGGAAGUUGAUCGAAGUGACGGAAGGCGACCUGAAGAGGGACAGAAGGCAGACAGUCUUCAACCAGGACGCAUUCUUGUCGCCUGAGCAAGAGCGAACCUUGAAGGAUUUUGCCCUCAAGGAAAACCGAGUGCGGACAGCCCGAACGCAGAGAUCGUCAGAGGCCACAUUUGAUCCGAUGGCACAUGACCCGAGCCUCAGACACGUCCAACCAGACCAGCGAUUUGAGCGUGGCGAGCGACACGAAGUCGAACAGGUCAUCGGGAAGAGGACGCACCACGGCAAGGUUCAGUACAAGCUCAAAUGGCGCUGGUAUCCGCUUUCGCACGCGACCUGGGAAGACGAAGAGAACCUCACUUGCACCGAGCUCGUACAGGAAUACGAAAACAGUGAAGACGUGCCUGACCUGGACGAGCAUGCUUCGCUCUUUCCCGCGUCGUAUUCUGUGGUGAGAGUCCGCCAUGUAAAGGAGCUCAAUCGCGAGCACACCGUCAAGGUGACGAGGUUGGAGAAGGAAGGCAUACAGCUACAGUAUCUGAAAGGAACCGACGCGCACAAAGAGACUAAGGAAGGAGAGUCUCGUGGGACGGAAGCAGGACAUUCCUUUGGCUAG